This is a messenger RNA of Microthlaspi erraticum, 2316 nucleotides long. The record is from the annotation of a GenBank genome assembly. NCBI's taxonomy places the organism in Eukaryota, Viridiplantae, Streptophyta, Magnoliopsida, Brassicales, Brassicaceae.
AUGAUCGGCGAUGAUAUGCUUGUCUCUCCGUCAGAGGCUAAUCAUGAUCCUCCGUCGAAGCCUACACCUGAGGAAACAGAGGCGAAACUAGAGAAGAAGGCACGACUAUGGAAGCAAUUGAGUUCUAAACGAUACAAUGAGAAGAGAAAAUUAGGGUUCGUGGAAACACAGAAAGAAGAUAUGCCACCGGAGCAUCUCAGGAAGAUCAUCAAAGAACAUGGUGAUAUGUCAUCGAAGAAGUACCGUCACGACAAGCGCGUUUAUCUCGGAGCUCUGAAGUUUGUUCCUCACGCAGUCUUCAAGCUUCUUGAGAACAUGCCGAUGCCUUGGGAGCAAGUGAGAGACGUGAAGGUUCUGUAUCACAUCACCGGAGCCAUCACGUUUGUGAACGAGACACCUUUAGUCGUUGAGCCUAUCUACAUGGCGCAAUGGGGAACGAUGUGGAUUAUGAUGCGGAGGGAGAAGAGAGAUCGCAGGCACUUUAAGAGGAUGCGGUUUCCUCCUUUUGACGACGAAGAGCCUCCGCUGGAUUACGCUGAUAAUAUUAUGGAUGUUGAUCCUUUAGAGGCGAUUCAGUUAGAGCUUGAUGAGGAAGAAGAUUCUUGUGUGCACAGCUGGUUUUACGAUCACAAGCCUUUAGUGAAGACGAGCUCCAUCAACGGUCCAAGUUACAGGAACAGGAACCUCUCGCUUCCGGUUAUGUCAACGCUUCACAGGCUCGCAGGUCAGUUGCUUUCGGAUAUGGUUGAUCGGAACUACUUCUAUAUGUUUGAUUUGCCAUCUUUCUUCACUGCCAAGGCAUUGAACAUGUGUAUUCCUGGUGGUCCUAAGUUUGAGCCUCUGUAUCGUGACGUGGAGAAGGGAGACGAGGAGUGGAACGAGUUUAACGACAUCAACAAGCUUAUCGUGAGAACGAGAACGCGGACCGAAGGAAGAGUGGCUUUCCCUUACUUGUACAACAACAGACCAAGGAAAGUGAAACUCUCUUCGUAUCACACUCCAAUGGUUAUGCAUAUUAAGAGCGAGGAUCCUGAUCUUCCAGCGUUUUACUAUGAUCCUUUGAUCAACCCUAUAAGUAACUCUAAUCAAGGAUUUCGUGACAGGAAAGUUGAUGUUGAUGAUGAUGAUGACUUUGUCUUACCAGAUGGAGUUGAGCCUCUGUUACAGGGAACCGAGCUUUACAGUGACACUACAAGAGAUGGGAUCUCGUUGCUAUUUGCUCCGAGACCGUUCAAUAUGAGGUCUGGGAAGACGCGGAGGGCAGAAGAUAUACCGCUGGUCUCAGAGUGGUAUAAGGAGCAUUGUCCUGCAUCGUAUCCGGUGAAAGUUCGGGUUAGUUACCAGAAGCUUUUAAAGUGUUAUGUGCAGAAUGAGUUACACCGUAAGCCACCUAAAGCUCAGAAGAAGAAGGACUUGUUCAGGUCUCUUGCAGGUACAAAGUUUUUCCAGAGCACAGAGAUUGAUUGGGUUGAAGCGGGUCUGCAAGUCUGCAGGCAAGGGCAUAACAUGUUGAAUCUGUUGAUACACAGGAAGGGCUUGAACUAUCUGCAUCUUGAUUACAACUUCAACCUGAAGCCAAUCAAGACUUUGACGACAAAGGAGAGGAAGAAGUCACGUUUUGGUAAUGCUUUCCAUCUCUGCCGUGAGAUUCUCAGGUUGACUAAGCUUGUUGUUGAUGCUAAUGUCCAGUUCCGGCUUGGGAAUGUUGAUGCUUUUCAGUUGGCUGAUGGUUUGCAGUACAUUUUCUCUCACGUUGGACAGUUGACAGGUAUGUAUAGGUAUAAGUACAGGCUUAUGAGGCAGAUCAGGAUGUGCAAGGACUUGAAGCAUUUGAUUUACUACCGUUUCAAUACUGGUCCUGUGGGUAAAGGACCUGGUUGUGGAUUCUGGGCUCCAAUGUGGAGAGUGUGGCUGUUUUUCCUCCGUGGUGUAGUUCCUCUGCUAGAGCGAUGGCUAGGGAAUCUUCUUGGACGUCAGUUUGAAGGGCGUCAUUCGAAGGGAGUGGCGAAAACGGUUACUAAGCAAAGAGUUGAGAGCCAUUUUGACUUGGAGCUACGAGCUGCUGUGAUGCAUGACGUUGUUGAUGCAAUGCCAGAGGGUAUCAAGCAGAAGAAGGUUAAAGUGAUUGGGCAGCAUCUUAGCGAGGCGUGGCGUUGUUGGAAAGCGAAUAUCCCGUGGAAGGUCCCUUGUUUGCCUGUGCCUGUUGAGAAUAUGAUCCUCAGGUAUGUGAAGCAUAAGGCUGAUUGGUGGACGAAUGUGACUCACUACAACCGUGAGCGUAUCAGGAGAGGAGCUACUGUUGAUAACUGUUUGUAG